This is a messenger RNA of Oncorhynchus nerka (sockeye salmon), 3157 nucleotides long. Its product is annotated as CRACD-like protein. The record is from RefSeq and is a predicted model, not a curated record. Bases 401 to 3157 code for a protein of 918 amino acids. The transcript has 12 exons. NCBI's taxonomy places the organism in Eukaryota, Metazoa, Chordata, Actinopteri, Salmoniformes, Salmonidae.
CCUCUCUCUUUCUCUCUCUCUCCCUCUCUCUCUCUCCACUACCUCUCUCUCUCUCUCUCCACUCCCUCUCUCCACUCUCUCUCUCCACUCCCUCUCUCUUUCUCUCUCUCUCCCUCUCUCUCUCUCUACUCCCUCUCUCUCUCUCUCUCUCCACUCUCUCUCUCCACUCCCUCUCUCCCUUUCUGUCCUAUCACCUCUCUCCUAUCACCUCUCCUUCUCUCGUUCCCUUCAUUUGCAGAUGGCGGUGAAGUGAGGUGGCUGAGGACUAGUAUGUGUGUGAGUGCGUGGAAGGACACAUCCUCCCCUUGGAGAGAAAGAGAAAACAGAAAGAGAGAGAGAGGAAGAAGAAGCAGCUGCUCUCCAGUAACAGGGUAGGAGCAGCUAACUCCAGUCUCCUGUCAUGGAUACUAACGCGGAGGAAGUGGAGGACUCAGGAGAAGAGCUUACAGGGAGGAAGAAGUCUCGGUUCAAGCUGCUGAAGAGUCGUCUGUUUGGCCGUCUGAAGAGGAAGGAGACUGAAGGACGGAUGAAGCAGAGCCAGUCCGCCAGUGAUGUCACUGCUGAUGUCAUAGCUCCGAGGGACGACGACUCAGAGGAUGACUGUUUGGGCGGUCCAAAUACACUGGGGUCCAGAGCUCUGUCACAUGAUAGCAUCUUCCUGGCUGACCAAUCACAGAGCUCCUCUGAGCCGACGAGGGUUCUGUCUCAGGAGAACGUACACGGCAGGAUACAAGAACUGCAGCUGAAACUGCAGCGGCAGAACAUGUGUCUGGGCCCUCCCCCCUUGCUGAUCCCUGGAAAGAGAAUGGAAGAUUCUGGAGCCACCUCUGAGGAUGAUGGUUUGCCCCAGAGCCCUCCAGAGAUCUUGUUCCAUGACCGAACAGCACAGGGGCCUUCCUACAAGUUCCCUGACACUCACAGGCACCAUAGCUCUCCGAGUUUAGCAGGGACAGGAAGUGAGGAGGAGGAGCAGUGCCUCUCCCAGCCCUCCUCCCGUCCUCUCUCCCCGUAUCCUGCUUCCCCCUGUGAUCCAGAGCCCUCCCCUGCAGUGGACUUCACCAGCCCAGCCCAGUACACUCCUAGCCUGGACAGCUCUGCCGCCCGUCACCGCAUGUCUGUUAAACCCAGGAACCAGAGGGCCAGCGCCAAGGGAAGGAAAGGUCCCCUGAGAGCAAGCAGACUUGGCUCAGAGAGCCUGAGUGACCUGGACCUAGACCAGCCCCUGUCUGAGAGGGAGGAAGAGCAGGAUGGAACGGAGGACGAGGACAGAGAGGAAGAGGAGGAGAGGGAGAGACCGUUCUCUUCAUCUCCAAAAGACUCUGAGGAGAAGCCCUGGCAGUCAGUACCCCCUGGUGGUCAGAAAGAGGUAUUACAGAGACAAGAGUCAUCCGAGACAGAGGGACGCGUCACCACCAACCCUCUCUACCUCCAGGCUAUGACCUCUCCUCUAUCAGAACCCAUGACCAAGACCUCCAUCCUGGAGACCCCGAGUCUGUCCACUCCCCCUUCAGCAGCAGUGGAGGAGCCACAGAAGCCCCCGGAACCUAUUCGGGUCAAACGCCCAAGAACUCUCAUCCAGGAUAAUUCAGACCAGGGAAGUCGGCCUGGGUCUACAUCUGAAAAGACCCUCUCCAGGCCUCUCAGUCCUGUCUAUGGAUCAGACUCCACCACAAAUCAACUUCCCUCAAAAGAGAAGCCAGAGGAGAAUAUGACCCCAGCCACCUCUAACAAGGGAGACAGGUUGAGCAGAAACACACAGAGUGUGAGCCUAGCGGACACCAGCAGCUCUACAUACCACUCUGCUCUACCUACCCCUGCCCCUCGCAUUAUAAGACAAACACAGAGACCUGCUUCUGAGAGAGAGUCUGUCAGAGAGACUACAGCAGUCCCACUGUCGGGCGUUAAUGAAGAAACCUCCAAAUUGGACCUAGUGCAGAGGAGGAGAGGGCCACCUACUGGCCAUGAAGACACACUGCCUAGAGCAAACAGUUUCUUCACCUCCUCCUUGAGACAGCGUUCCAAGAGUGCCACUAGCAGAGCCCACACAGGGACGAGAAACAAGGAGAUGAAUGCAAAAGGAAAGGGGGGGGAGGGUUUGGUGGCCAAGAACCCUCAUCAGGAGUCUGUCAGAAGGCAAGAGGUAAAACCAGAGCAGGCCACAUUUAAAGGCCUGAAGGAAAACCAACCACAACCCUCACCUCAGGAGAGAAACGUACACACAGAGGUAGAAGUCGUGGAGGAGACAGGACUGAAGGGAGGAGAGAAAGGGGAUGGGCAGAGUGAGGGAAAUGAGGAGAAGGAGCAGGAGCAGGAGAGGAAGAGUGCUUUCGGAGUGAAGCUGCGCACCACUUCUCAGUCUCUGAAGUAUCGCUUGGAGAGGGACCAAGAAUUCAGGGUUAAGUGUCAUAUAGUCUCAACAACUGCAGAACCAGUCAAAGGCGAAAUUGGCACAAGUUCAAAGGUCAGGGGUGACUUGGCAAAUAAGGCUUCGAGGAAGGGCCCGUCACAAGUGUCUGACUGCCCCCCCUCAUACACCCCUGACAGAAACAGACUCAACGAGAACCAAGAUGAAGAUGAUACUGACCUGGUAGUAGAUGCCUUUUCAGACCCAGACAAAGGCCCAUCCUCCAGACCUGCUCUGGGGCUCCAAGAGGGGCUGAGACCCCUGGGUCUAAUGGGUCAGCUGGAAACCUGUCUGGAUGUCCAUGGCCCGGGAAAAGACCAAAAGUCUCCAACAGCAUCUCAGUCCAGAGACAGUGCUGGGACAGGGAGGACAGCGAACACCAUAGUGAAGAAGGCACUGACAGAGAUUCUUCAACUUCAGUAUGCUGAAGAAAUUCACCCUGUCCCCGAGGCCCUCACAGUGUUCUACAGGAGCACCAUCGGAGCAUACUGUCAGGCUGCAUCACAGCCUGUUACGGUAAAUCCACCCCCGCGGACUGCAAGACUCUUCAUGGUUGUUCACGUGGUCCCAGAUAUGCUCAAUGGGAUUGAGAUCACUAAACUGUCUGGGCAUGGCAGAACACUGACAUUCCUGUCUUGCUGGAAAUCACACUCUGGUGGUGGCAUUGUCAUGCUGGAGGGUCAUGUCAGGAUGAGCCUGCAGGAAGGGUACUCAAAGGGAGGAGGAUGUCUUCCCCGUAAUGCACAGCGUUGA